AUUAACGUUUAUUGUUACUUGCAAGUUGAUCUACCAAUGUCUAUAAAUAUAAAUUUCACAUGACUGAAGUUAAAAAUUAACUGCGCAUUAUACCACUAUCACUGCCACAGCUUAAAAAAUAAUUUAUUUAAAAUUUUUUCUUCUUAUUUUUCUUUUCCUAUUUUUCUUAUUCUCAUAGAAUACAUUCUUCAAUGCGUAGGAUUCAAACAUUUAGAACAACGGUUUGGGAUCCUCUUCUCAUCAUUUCUCAGAUUAUUGCUUUGCAAACUCUGUAUUAUACUUCUAUCUCUAUUAUUACACUUUUCACUCUUCUAAUAACAGGAACUGAUAUAACAUUAGAUCACUUAUUAGACUAUCGAGAGUUUAGAGCAGAUACAGUAUUAGGAUGGACGAUAGGGUUCGCAUGGAUAGCAAAUUCCGUAGUUGGAAUAUUUAUACUCGUACGACUUAUACAACGAGCAAGACUUGUUUUAGAUUUUAGUUUGACUUUGCAUUUCUUUCAUUUAUUAAUAACUACUUAUUAUUCUGGUCAUGUACCUACAACAUUUAUAUGGUGGGCUUUAAAUGUGACAACGUGUUGCAUAAUGAUUUUUGGUGGUGAAAUUUAUUGUAUGAGAAAAGAGAUGGAACCAAUUCCAUUAAGUGAUGAUAUAGGAGAAGGGGCUAGUGGUGCUAGUGGUAGUAGUAUAGCAGUAAAAACAAAAACAAGUGCUGAUGUGGAAAGAGAUAGGUAUGAGAUGGUACCGAUGGAAGAAAUAGAAGUUGGUGGAUAAGCGUUAUAGAUUCGUAAACUAUUUGUAAUAUUUUUAUUUAAUAUCUUUUACAAUCAAUUCUUUGGUUUAUUUUUAUUACAAUUUCUUCUUGGGAAGAGAGAACGGACUCUAUAUAUACAAUUUUUUUUUUUAAUUUUUUUGAAUUUAGGUGCAAGGGUGCUUAAUAUCCUUAUCAAAGAACAUUUAUUAAUUUUUGUAAUUUGAGGGAUGUGAUUUUGUCGAGAUUGCUCAUGUAGAUAUAUAUGUAUUGUUUAUUUACAAAUUUAAAUUAAUAAGAAUUAUUGCAACAAAACAACC
Rhizophagus irregularis DAOM 181602=DAOM 197198 is the source of this 1070-nucleotide messenger RNA. NCBI's taxonomy places the organism in Eukaryota, Fungi, Glomeromycota, Glomeromycetes, Glomerales, Glomeraceae. The record is from RefSeq and is a predicted model, not a curated record.